AUGGACGCCCAAGGUACUCCCACGACCCCGAGCGCUCCCAAGAUCACCAUUGAAGACAAGCUCGAGAAGCACAAGUCGGGUUCGACCACCGACGAGUGGUCGACAUGGCCGCGUCCUGAUGUCGGCUCCAGCUCUGGCAUCGCGGGCGGCAUCUACUCGAGCCGUGAGCUGCACCGCGUCGCUUCGAUUCGCCUCUCGCGCGCCCUCACGCGGGAAUCCAACGUCGAGGUCGAGGAUGGCGGUGAUGAUUGGCGCCGCGAUGAUGGGAGGAAGAAGCAGGUGUUCACUGGCACGACGCUGAUGUGGCUUGCGUAUCAGUCCAUCGGUGUCAUCUACGGCGACAUUGGAACCAGUCCUCUCUAUGUGUUCUCUUCCACCUUCUCUGAUGUUCCCAACAAGAACGAUCUCACCCAGGUUCUCUCUCUUGUUAUCUGGUCCCUCACUCUCAUGGUCACCCUCAAAUAUGUUUUCAUCGUCUUGCACGCCGACAAUGAGGGCGAGGGUGGUACCUUUUCAUGCUACUCGCUAUUAACCCGAUUUGCCAACAUCACCAACUUCGAUCCCCGUGAAGAAGCAACGGUCCGCAUCGAACGCCACAACACCCAGGACGUGCGCCCCGUCACGCGCGGCAUCCGCUCCGCCAUCGAAAAGAGCAAGUUCACCAGAGGCUUCCUCAAGACCAUCGGCGUCCUGGCCGUCUCCAUGGUCAUCGCCGACGGCAUCCUCACCCCGGCGCAGUCCGUCCUGGGCGCCAUCCAGGGCCUCUCCGUCGUCAAGCCCGAUAUCAGCACCUCGACCAUCGUCGGCACGACAUGCGGCAUCCUCGUCCUGCUCUUCCUCAUCCAGCCCCUCGGCACCACCAAGCUCGCCACCACCUUCGCGCCCAUCGUCAUCAUCUGGCUGGGCUUCAACGGCGCCUUCGGCAUCUACAACCUCGUAAAGUACGACUACACCGUCCUCAAGGCAUUUAGCCCCUACUACGCCAUCCACUUCUUCAUGGAGAAGAAGACGGAAGGCUGGAGGAUGCUGGGCGGCGUCCUGCUCUGCUUCACCGGCGUCGAGGCCCUCUUUGCCGACCUGGGCGCCUUUAGCAUGCGCGCCGUGCAGAUGAGCUGGCUGCUGUGGACGUACCCUUGCCUGAUCCUCGCGUACAGCGGGCAGGCUGCGCAUCUCGCACUCAUGCCGGAGAAGUACACCAACCCCUUUUUCAACACCGUCCCCCCGGGCAUGCUGUAUCCCAGCUUGAUCCUCGCUGUGUUGGCUGCCAUUGUCGCUUCGCAGGCCAUUAUCACGGCCACAUUCCAGCUCUCCAGUCAGAUCAUGAAGCUGUCGUACUGCCCCCAGAUGAAGGUCGUCCACACAUCCUCCACCUUUCACGGCCAGGUCUACGUGCCCCUCCUCAACUGGCUCCUCAUGCUCGGCACGAUUCUCGUCACCGCCGUAUAUAACAAUACGACCAGCUUAGGUCAUGCCUACGGCGUCUGCGUCAUCUUCGUCACCUUCUUCGACACCCUAAUGGUCACCCUCGUCGCGAUCCUCGUCUGGCGCCUCCCUGUCUGGCUCAUCGCCUUCCCGGCCCUGGCCUUUGCCACCCUCGACGGCCUCUACCUCUCCUCGGCCCUGAAUAAGGUCCCCGACGGCGCCUGGUUCACGCUCCUCAUCUCCGCCCUCAUGGCCGGCAUGUUCCUCCUCUGGCGCUUCGGCAAGGAGAACCAAUGGCGCGCCGAGGCCGAGGACCGCUUCCAGCCCAAAACCCUCGUCACCAAGAACAAGGAGGGCAUGCUGGCGCUCACCCAGCGCUGGGGCGGCGACGUCCUCUCCCCCGUCAGCGGCUUCGGCAUCUUUUUCGACAAGACGGGCGUCCAGACCCCGAGCGUCUUUACACACUUUGCCUCCAAGCUCGGCGCCCUCCCCGAAGUCGCCGUCUUCUUCCACCUGCACCCGGUCGAGGUGCCCACCGUACCAGACACGGAACGCUUCUUCGUCUCGCGCUUCGCGAACCUGCCUGGCUGCUACCGCCUCGUCGUGCGCCAAGGCUUCAUGGACGAGGUCGUUAGCCCGGAUCUCGGCGCGCUCAUCUACGAGCACGUACGCAAGUUCAUCGUGCGGCAGGCGACGGCCAAGGCCGCGGCCGCGAGCGAGCAGGAGACGACGACGGACGGCUCGUGGGAGGAGACGGAGGGUCCCGUGGAGCUGCGGGACGAAAAGGUUGCGGCGGAGCUGGCGAAGCUGGACCGCGCUUUUUCGCACAAGGUGCUGUACAUUGUCGGCAAGGGGCAGAUGCACAUGCGCACGGGGACGAGCAUCGUGAGGCGGUUUACCCUGGGUACGUUUUUGUGGAUUCGGGAUAACACCCGGGCCAAGAUUGCGAACCUGAGGUUGGCCAUGGAUAGGGUUGUCGAGGUUGGAUUUGUCAAGGAAAUUUAG
Molecule: messenger RNA, 2427 nt
Organism: Colletotrichum orchidophilum
Lineage: Eukaryota; Fungi; Ascomycota; Sordariomycetes; Glomerellales; Glomerellaceae
Product: potassium uptake protein
Exons: 5
Coding region: 1-2427 (808 amino acids)
Biological process (GO): potassium ion transmembrane transport
Cellular component (GO): membrane
Molecular function (GO): potassium ion transmembrane transporter activity
Source: RefSeq, a predicted model, not a curated record